AAGGAGAACAGCAAAGUCCGAGAGUAAGGUAAAGCCACACAGCUGCCAGGAGCCUCCAUCCAGAGCGCUUUUCCAUCAUUCCCUUACCCCCAUCACCACUGACCCUCCACUGGGCAGCAGCCCUGCAGCUCUGCUGGUAGUUGGAUAUGGAUCUGCUCCACAGCUGGGGGGUGAAUCUGGCUGUCCACCUGCAGACGGAAUACAGAGCCUACGAAAACUGGUUUCAACUGGUGUCCUCAGUGGCGGACCUCCAUACCACCUUCUUCAUCUUCUUCCCCAUCUGGUUCCACCUGAAAAGAGACGUGAGCAUCAAGCUGAUCUGGGUGGCAGUGGUUGGAGACUGGUUUAACCUUGUGCUGAAAUGGGUCCUUUUUGGAGAAAGGCCGUACUGGUGGGUUCACGAGACUAAGUUUUAUGGCAUUGAUCCAGCCCCAGCUCUCAGACAAGUUCCAAUCACAUGUGAAACUGGACCAGGUAGUCCAUCUGGUCAUGCAAUGGGCUCUGCUGGAGUAGCAUAUGUGAUGGUAACUGCUGUACUCGCCAUUGCUGCGAAAAGAAAAUGCCCUCCUUUACUGUACUGCUUAUUACAGGCCGUGCUCUGGAUGCUGUUUGUUGUGGUGGAGCUGCAGGUCUGCAUGUCCCGUGUCUACGUUGCAGCCCACUUCCCACACCAGGUUAUAAGUGGAGUAAUCUCAGGUAUAAUUGUAGCUGAGGUCUUCUCCAGACAGAAGUGGAUCUACCGUGCGAGCCUACAGAAGUACUUCAGCAUCACCGUGUUUCUGCUGGUUUUUGCUGUGGGCUUCUAUGUCCUCUUGAAAGUUUUGGGCGUGGACCUCCUGUGGACCCUAGAAAAGGCCCAGAAAUGGUGUAACAAUCCCUCCUGGGUCAAUAUGGACACAUCACCCUUUGCCAGCCUGCUGCGCAACAUGGGCACCCUGUUUGGUCUGGGACUAGGACUGCACUGGCCACUCUGCUCUGAAAGCAAGCUCAGCAGCAGUGCAGCCUUCAGGAUCAGCUGUAUUGGUGUUUCAUUGGUUCUCCUGCAGCUCCUGGACUCCCUGAGCUUCUCUUCAGAUAACCAGGCAACGUUCUACCUUCUUUCAUUUUCUAAGAGUGCUGCUGCUCUUCUGGUUCCCACUACUCUUGUUCCUGGAGGGAUUUCCUUGUUUUUAUUAGGAAAGAAAGAUGAGAAGACAUCAUAAAUGCAAAAUUCUGUGAAACAACUCAUAAAUCCAUAUUUUUUUU
Molecule: messenger RNA, 1245 nt
Organism: Astyanax mexicanus (Mexican tetra)
Lineage: Eukaryota; Metazoa; Chordata; Actinopteri; Characiformes; Acestrorhamphidae
Gene: g6pc1a.1
Product: glucose-6-phosphatase catalytic subunit 1a, tandem duplicate 1
Exons: 5
Coding region: 147-1202 (351 amino acids)
Biological process (GO): gluconeogenesis; glucose 6-phosphate metabolic process
Cellular component (GO): membrane
Molecular function (GO): glucose-6-phosphatase activity
Source: RefSeq, a predicted model, not a curated record